GGAGAUGGAAGGAAUCCCCCGAAAUCCGGACAGAGACGAUGGCAGUAGCAGACACAGUGGGUGGCCGCCCACCAUUUUGCCCUUCUUCCCCGCGUCGCCAUGCAUCUAUCCGCCAAGCCCGCAGCACCCAUAUAAAAGUUGCAAUCUUUCUCUCAAUCCGCAGCCGCAGCGACUCGCUCGGACCCCCUCCCUGACCCCAUUCAACUAGCCCUGCAAAAAAAAAAAAAGACGGCCUUUUCUUUCUUUUUUGUCCUGUGGUUUCUCUACUCCACAGUCACCACAACAGUGGAGUACUAGUGUUUACUGUUUGCCUGCUUCGUCUCCGGGCAUUAAAGUCCCCGGAGCUAGCCUAGCGCACUAGGAGGCUGCUCGAGCUCUCGGACAUGGCGGUGGUCUCCGGUCCGGACAAGGGCCGGGGAGCGGAGGCGGUGGUUGUGGUGGCCGUGCGGGCCGCCGCCAGGGACAUCUCCAAGGCCGCCCUCGUCUGGGCUCUCACGCACGUCGUCCAGCACGGCGACACCAUCCUGCUCCUCGCCGUCAUGCCGCCGCCGCACAACUCUGGCAAGAAGUUCUGGGGCUUCCCGCUCUUUGCAGGGGGUUGUGCGAGCGCCCACAGGAGCGUGUUGACUCAGAAUUCGGAUGUCGCUGAUUUGUGUAAUCAAAUGAUGCUGAAACUUCGUGAUUUUUAUGAUCCGAACAAGAUAAUUACAAAACUUAAGGUUAUCCCUGCAUCUCCUGGUGGUGUGGCUACUGAAUCAAAGCGUGCCCAAGCAAGCUGGGUUGUGCUAGACAAGGAGUUGAAACAUGAAGAGAAACGUUGCAUGGAAGAACUUCAAUGCAACAUUGUUGCUAUGAAGCGCUCUCGGCCCAAAGUUCUUCGUCUGAAUCUGGUGAGGUCUCCCCCAAAAGAAUCAAAAUCACCUCUCCCGCCACUUCCUGAGUUGAGUGAUUCAGUUGGUGAAACCGAAAGCAGUAUCAACGAACAGCGAUGUCCGAUUCGUGAACCGGCUGUGACACCAAGUAGCAGUCCAGAGUCAGAAACAGCUUUUGGUAGCACUGAUGUUGGAACAUCCUCCGUUUCAAGCUCAGACCCUGGCACAUCUCCAUAUUCUGCUUCAGAAACGAAUAGCACAUUCAAGAAAGAGGCAACCAAGGAUAACUUCCAGCACUCUGAUGUCAAUGUAUCUGAUUCUGAGAGUGAAGCUUCAACUCCUCCAGCAGCAUCAUCCCUUCAGCCAUGGAUGGCUGACAUUUUAAAAGGAUCUGCGUCCUCAAGAUUAGCAGGAAACCGUCCUAGAAGAACUCGUACUCCUACCGCAGAUGCUUUGCUCGAGAAGAUCUCGAAGCUAGAUCUCUUGGCUGAAAUCAGUGCAAUCAGAAGCAGGUCUGACUUGAACUUCAGAGGAAAUGUGAGAGAUGUUGUUUCAUUGUCAAGGAGUGCACCUCCUGGACCACCGCCUCUGUGUUCAAUUUGUCAGCAUAAAACACCUGUAUUUGGGAAACCUCCACGGUGGUUCAGCUACGCGGAACUGGAACUUGCAACUGGUGGCUUCUCCCAAGCAAAUUUCUUGGCUGAGGGUGGGUUUGGGUCUGUUCACAGAGGUGUCCUACCUGAUGGCCAGGCAAUAGCUGUUAAGCAAUACAAACUUGCUAGCUCCCAAGGUGAUGUUGAGUUUUGCUCAGAGGUGGAAGUUCUAAGCUGUGCACAGCACCGGAAUGUUGUAAUGCUGAUUGGUUUCUGUGUCGAAGACAAGAGGCGUUUGCUAGUUUACGAGUACAUUUGCAAUGGAUCGCUGGAUUCCCAUCUCUAUGGCCGUAACAAAGAGACGUUGGAAUGGGCUGCAAGACAGAAAAUUGCAGUAGGAGCUGCGAGAGGGCUGCGAUAUCUCCAUGAAGAAUGUAGGGUUGGUUGCAUAAUCCAUCGUGAUAUGAGACCAAACAACAUCCUUGUCACACAUGAUUUUGAACCACUGGUCGGAGAUUUUGGGUUGGCUAGAUGGCAGCCUGAUGGAGACAUGGGUGUCGAAACAAGAGUAAUUGGCACAUUUGGUUAUCUGGCACCUGAAUAUGCGCAGAGUGGGCAAAUAACCGAGAAGGCCGAUGUGUACUCAUUUGGGGUUGUGUUAGUGGAACUUGUCACUGGACGCAAGGCUGUUGAUAUUAACAGGCCAAAGGGCCAGCAGUUCCUCACUGAAUGGGCACGGCCUUUACUGGAAGAGUACGCGAUCGACGAUCUGAUCGACCCACGGCUAGGGGACCGGUUCAGUGAAAAUGAGGUCCUGUGCAUGCUGCAUGCAGCAAACCUGUGCAUACGGCGUGACCCUCAUUCGAGGCCUCGCAUGUCCCAUGUUCUACGCAUACUGGAGGGCGACAUGGUGGUGGAAUCAGGUUGCGUUUCUGCUCCAUGCAGUGAAGCUGGGAGCAGGAGCCGGCGAAUGCUUCUCCAACAAGAGCAGCAGAGCAGCCCGGCUCAGCAAGAUUCACAGAUCAUGGUUGAUGGUAAACCACAGUCCUAUGUGGCGAGGAGAAUUGCCUGGGAUAGAGAUACGCAGAGCUUGUCCCACAGAUUCUAGAAUCUCCAUCUGCACAAGAAUGCAGCCAAUUCUGUGCAGCCUGUACUGAUGCAAUUCUUUUCUGCUCUGCUCAAGGCCUGCAGUGUGUGUACAGUAGUAGUGGUGGUGGUGGUACAGUAGUAGUAGGCUUACAUUAUCUUGAGCUCUAUCUAGGCUUGUAAGUGCCUGUUUUGUGUCAUGAACGGGGGAAAACCAUCCAUGGGUGUUUUAUGGGAGGGAUUGUUUUGCUUGUUUGGAAUCUCAUGUGUUGGGAACAAGAUAGACAAGAUUGGGUUUGCUAUUGCUUGUUCUAUGGCUAGGAUGCUGAUGUUUUUGUCA
Molecule: messenger RNA, 2891 nt
Organism: Oryza sativa Japonica Group (Japanese rice)
Lineage: Eukaryota; Viridiplantae; Streptophyta; Magnoliopsida; Poales; Poaceae
Product: inactive protein kinase SELMODRAFT_444075
Biological process (GO): protein phosphorylation
Molecular function (GO): ATP binding; protein kinase activity
Source: RefSeq, a predicted model, not a curated record